GCCGCAGGGGCCGUCUGCCCACCCGCGUCACCGCCCUCCGCUGUUCCGGCUCCGUCCUACCAGCCACAGCCCCGCCAUGGUGCUGGAGUCGGUGGUCGCGGACCUGCUGAACCGCUUCCUGGGGGACUACGUGGAGAACCUCGACAAGUCGCAGCUGAAACUGGGCAUCUGGGGCGGCAAUGUGGCUUUAGAUAAUCUACAGAUAAAAGAAAAUGCUCUGAGUGAAUUGGAUGUUCCUUUUAAAGUCAAGGCUGGACAAAUUGGUAAAUUAGCUUUGAAGAUUCCUUGGAAAAACCUUUAUGGAGAAGCAGUUGUUGCGACUCUUGAGGGAUUAUACCUGCUUGUUGUCCCUGGAGCAAGUAUUAAGUAUGAUCCUGAGAAAGAAGAAAAAUCCUUGCAGGAUAUUAAACAGAAAGAGCUAUCCCGAAUUGAAGAAGCCCUUCAAAAAGCAGCAGAGAAGGGCGCACAUUCAGGGGAGUUCAUAUAUGGCUUGGAAAACUUGAUUUACAAGGACGUCAAGCCUGGACGUAAGCGUAAAAAGCACAAAAAACAUUUUAAGAAACGUUUUAAAGGUCUUGAUCGCUCAAAAGAUAAGCCAAAAGAACCCAAAAAGGAUACAUUUUUGGAAAAAUUGGCAACUCAAGUAAUAAAAAAUGUACAAGUAAAAAUCACAGACAUUCACAUUAAAUAUGAAGAUGAUGUCACUGAUCCAGAGCGGCCGCUUUCAUUUGGUGUUACCCUGGGAGAACUUAGUCUACUGACUACAAAUGAGCAAUGGACCCCGUGCAUAUUAAAUGAAGCAGAAAAAAUUAUAUACAAGCUUAUACGACUUGACAGUCUCAGUGCUUACUGGAAUGUAAACUGCCACCUGUCCUACCAGGGAUUCCGGGAACAGAUCUUGGAUCAACUGAAAAAUGAAAUACUUACAAGUAGAAAGAGACCCCCAAACCAUCAAUACAUUUUCCAGCCAAUAUCAGCCUCUGCAAAACUCUACAUGAAUCCUUAUGCAGAAGCAGAACUCAAAACACCCAAACUAGAUUGGAACAUAGAAGUGCAGAAUAUUGCCAUUGAGCUGACCAAGCCUCAGUACUUAAGUAUGAUUGACCUUUUGGAGUCAGUGGAUUAUAUGGUUAGAAAUGCCCCUUAUAGGAAAUACAAACCUAAUUUACCACUUCACACCAAUUGUAGACAAUGGUGGAAAUAUGCCAUUGAUUCUGUUCUUGAAGUUCAUAUAAGAAGAUGUACACGGAUGUGGUCAUGGUGCAACAUAAAGAAACAUAGAGAGUUACUCAAGAGUUAUAAAACUGCCUACAAGAAUAAGCUAACUCAGGCUAAAGUCUCAGAAGAAAUACAGAAACAAAUUCAGGACCUGGAGAAGACUUUAGAUGUUUUUAACAUAAUUUUAGCAAGGCAGCAAGCACAAGUUGAGGUGAUUCGAUCUGGGCAGAAAUUAAGGAAAAAAUCUACUGACACAGGGGAGAAACGGGGAGGCUGGUUUAGUGGGUUUUGGGGAAAGAAGGAGUCUAAGAAAAAAGAUGAAGAAUCUAUGAUUCCUGAAACUAUCGAUGACCUUAUGACCCCAGAGGAGAAAGAUAAACUCUUCACUGCCAUUGGGUAUAGCGUGAGCACUCAUAACUUGACCUUGCCCAAGCAGUAUGUUGCCAAUAUAAUGACCCUGAAGUUAGUAAGCACCUCUAUUGUAAUCAGAGAAAACAAAAAUGUUCCAGAAAUACUGAAAAUCCAGAUAAUUGGCCUGGGCACCCAAGUAUGUCAGCGACCAGGAGCACAAGCACUUAAGGUAGAAGCAAAGUUAGAACACUGGUAUAUAACAGGUCUGAGACAGCAAGAUGUUAUACCAUCCCUUGUGGCUUCAAUUGGUGACACUGCAUCAUCCUUGCUUAAAAUUGAGUUUGAAACCAAUCCAGAGAACAGCCCUGCCGACCAGAUGCUGAUCGUCCAGUCUCAGCCAGUGGAGAUCAUCUACGAUGCUAAAACUAUCAAUGCAGUGGUUGAUUUCUUUCAAUCAAAUAGGGGAUUGGAUCUUGAGCAAAUAACAUCAGCUACAUUGAUGAAGCUGGAAGAAAUUAAAGAGAGAACAGCUACAGGACUAACACAUAUUAUUGAGACUCGAAAAGUCCUUGAUUUAAGGAUAAAUCUAAAGCCUUCUUAUCUAAUAGUUCCAGAAACAGGUUUCCACCAUGAAAAGUCAAAUCUUCUCAUUUUGGAUUUUGGUACAUUUCAGCUAAACAGUAAAAAUCAAGCUCUACAGAAGACUACUAAUUCAUCUCUGGAAGAAAUAAUGGAUAAAGCAUAUGACAAGUUUGAUGUUGAAAUAAAGAAUGUGCAGCUACUCUUUGCAAGAGCAGAGGAAAACUGGAAAAAGUGUCGCUUCCAGCAUCCAUCAACUAUGCAUAUAUUACAGCCCAUGGAUAUUCAUGUGGAGUUGGCCAAGGCAAUGGUAGAAAAAGAUGUUAGAAUGGCCAGAUUUAAAGUAUCAGGAGGACUUCCUCUGAUGCAUGUGAGAAUUUCUGACCAGAAGAUGAAAGAUGUGUUGUGUUUGAUUAACAGUAUACCUUUGCCACAGAAAUCAUCUAUGCCAUCUCCAGAGAGGAAGGUAUCGUCAAUUCCUGUUACUUCAGGUGGGACGAAAGGUCUACUUGGUACUUCACUGUUGUUAGAGGGAAUGGAUUCAGAGUCUGACGAUGAGUAUUUUGAUGCUGAAGAUGGGAAUGUACAGGCUGCUAAAAGUAUGCAAAGCUCAGAGCUGAAAAAAGCUGCAGAGGCUCCAAAUGAGGAGCUUAUUAAUCUUCUACUCAAGUUUGAAGUUAAAGAAGUAAUUUUGGAAUUUACUAAACAACAGAAAGAAGAAGAUACAAUUCUAGUAUUUAAUGUUACUCAGUUAGGAACAGAGGCUACAGUGAGAACAUUUGACCUCACUGUGGUGUCUUAUUUAAAGAAGAUCAGCUUGGAUUACCAUGAAAUUCAAGGAUCUAGAAAAAAGCCUCUUCACUUGAUUAGCUCUUCUGACAAACCUGGAUUAGAUCUUUUAAAAGUAGAGUAUAUUAAGGCUGAUAAGAAUGGACCUAGUUUUCAGACUACUUUUGAAAAAACUGAACAGACAUUUAAGGUGGCCUUUUCAUCUUUGAAUUUGUUGCUACAAACCCAAGCUCUUCUCUCUUCUAUUAACUACCUGACAGCCAUCAUUCCAUCAAACGGGCAGAACACAGGCGUCCCCACAGAGGUGCAGAUAUCAGCCGAGAAGCAAAAAAAUUCGUCUCUGCAGAAAGUGAUUGUAUCGUCUAAAGAUAGUGACAUUAUUGGCUUCAGGCUAUUUGCCAAGUUGAAUGCUUUCUGUGUCACUGUUUGCAAUGAGAAGAACAAUAUUGCUGAAAUCAAAAUACAAGGCCUCGAUUCUUCCCUUUCUCUUCAGUCAAGGAAGCAGUCACUUUUUGCCAGAUUGGAAAAUAUCAUUGUCACAGAUGUUGAUCCUAAGACAGUUCAUAAAAAAGCUGUGUCAAUAAUGGGAAAUGAAGUUUUUCGUUUUAACUUGGAUUUGUACCCAGAUGCUACUGAAGGGGAUUCGUAUGCUGACAUGUCCAAAGUGGAUGGUGUGGUAUCAUUGAAUGUUGGCUGUAUUCAGAUUGUCUAUCUUCAUAAAUUCCUUAUGUCACUUCUGAAUUUCCUGAACAAUUUCCAGACAGCCAAAGAGGCUCUAAGCACUGCCACUGCCCAGGCUGCAGAAAAGGCUGCCACAAGUGUGAAAGAUCUUGCCCAGAGGAGUUUUCGCUUUUCUGUCAACAUUGAUUUGAAAGCCCCUGUUAUUGUCAUCCCACAGUCUUCUGUUUCCACCAAUGCUGUCGUGGUGGACCUUGGUUUAAUCAGAGUUCAAAAUCAUUUCAGUCUUGUGUCUGGUGAAGACUCUGUAAAUCCUCCUGUGAUUGAUAGAAUGGAUGUGCAGCUCACAAAACUGAAGCUUUCUAGGACAGUGAUCCAGCCAGGCACCUCCCAUCCUGAUAUUCAGCUGUUGCACCCAAUUAACUUGGAGUUUUUUGUGAAUCGGAAUCUAGCUGCAAAUUGGUACCAUAAGGUGCCUGUUGUGGAAAUUAAAGGACAUCUUGACACAAUGAAUGUCAGUCUAAAUCAAGAAGAUCUGAAUGUUUUGUUUAGAAUACUAGCAGAAAAUCUUGGGGAAGUUCCUGAAGACUUAGAUAAGGCGAAACCAAGACUACCAGAGUUAGGUGAAGUCAAAGAGCCCCAUGAAAUCUCUGUAUCACAGAAUUUACAAGCUUCACAAGAUACUUCAACAGCUGGACGAGAAGAGAUUACAUCUGUAGACAUCAUUAAUGUACUGCUGAAUUUUGAAAUUAAAGAGGUUGUGGUUACAUUGAUGAAAAAAGCAGAAAAGAAUGGAAGGCCGGUGCAUGAACUAAAUGUCCUGCAGCUUGGAGUGGAAGCCAGAGUUAAAGCCUAUGACAUGACUGCUGAAGCCUAUCUAAAACAAAUUAGCAUGCAAUGCUUUGAUUUCACUGACUCGAAAGGAGGCCCACUGCAUAUUGUGAGCUCCUCUCACGUGACUGAUGAGCCACUCCUGAAAAUGGCCUGGACCAAGGCAGACAGCAAUGGACCAGAAUUUAGAACUGUUCAUGACAAUACCAAACAGAGACUAAAGGUUUCAUUUUCAUCCUUAGACUUAGUGCUUCAUUUGGAAGCUUUACUUUCCCUUAUGGAUUUGUUGUCAUCUGCUGUUCCAUCUUCUGAGUCGUCUUCUUCUCAAAAGGAAUCUGAGCUAAAACCACUUAUGGGAGAGUCCAGAAGUACUGCCGUCAAAGCUGUAUCCAGUACCAUUUCUAAAGAGGAUGUGUUUGAGUUAAAGAUCACAGCUGAAUUAGAUGCUUUUAAUGUCUUUGUUUGUGAUCAGAAGUGCGCUAUAGCUGAUAUUAAAAUACAUGGAAUGGAUGCCUCUGUUUCUGUGAAGCCAAAGCAGACCAAUAUGUUUGCCAGACUUCAGAAUAUCAUAGUUACAAAUGUUGAUUCGCAGUCCAUUCACAAAAAGGCUGUCUCUAUUUUGGGAGAUGAAGUCUUCAGGUUCCAAAUGACUCUGUAUCCAGAUGCCACAGAAGGACAGGCCUAUGCUGACGUGUCUAAAGUAGAUGGCAGACUUAGUCUCAAAGUGGGUUGUAUUCAGAUCGUUUAUGUUCAUAAAUUCUUCAUGUCUCUUUUGAAUUUCCUCAACAACUUCCAAACUGCCAAGGAAGCCUUGAGCGCAGCCACGGUGCAGGCUGCAGAGAGAGCUGCUUCCAGCAUGAAGGACUUGGCCCAGAAGAGCUUCCGCCUUUUAAUGGAUGUGGACUUGAAAGCGCCAGUUAUUAUUAUUCCUCAGUCUUCAGUAUCACCGAAUGCUGUUGUAGCAGAUCUGGGUUUAAUCAGAGUGGAAAACAACUUUAGCUUGCUUCCUAAGGAACAUUACUCUCUUCCCCCCAUCAUUGAUAAAAUGAAGAUACAACUCACUCAGUUGAAGCUAUCCAGAACUAUUUUGCAGGCUGAAUUGCCACAGCAUGACACUGAAAUUUUAAAACCAGUAAACAUGCUUUUGUCUAUACAACGAAAUUUAUCAGCAACAUGGUAUAUGCAAAUUCCAGGGAUAGAGGUAAAAGGAAAACUCAGACCUAUGCAGGUUGCUCUCAGUGGAGAUGACUUGACAGUUUUGAUGAAAAUUUUGCUGGAAAAUCUUGGAGAAGCUUCUUCCCGGCCAAGCCCUACACAGCCUGCGCAGGAGGCUGUGAGAGUGAGGAAAGAUGUUCCAAGUGGGGCGGACCACCUGAGAGAACAAGAAGAUCUGACAGACAUAAAGCCUUCAGUGGACCAGAAUGUCACGCUCCAAUUUGACUUUCACUUUGAAUCUCUUUCCAUUAUCCUUUAUAACAGUGAUAUCAAUCAGGCGUCCAAACUGUCCUUUCAUAAUGAGAGUUUCCGUCUUGGUGAGCUCAGACUAUAUCUGAUGGCCUCCGUGGGGAAGAUGUUCAAGGAUGGCUCAAUGAAUGUCAGCCUUAAACUGAAGACGUGCACCCUGGAUGAUCUCAGAGAAGGCAUUGAGAGAGCAACGUCGAGGAUGAUUGACAGAAAGAAUGACCAAGAUAACAAUAGUUCUAUGAUUGAUAUAAGUUACAAACAAGACCAAAAUGGAAGUCUAAUUGAUGCUGUCCUUGACAAACUGUAUGUAUGUGCCAGUGUGGAGUUUUUGAUGACUGUGGCAGAUUUUUUCAUCAAAGCUGUGCCUCAGAGUCCAGAAAAUAUGGCAAAAGAAAUACAGGUUCCAUCAAGACAGACUGCCACAGGGAAAGUCAAGACAGAGAAAGAUGAUUCUGCAAGACGAAACGUGACAUUGAAGGCCAUGAUCACAGACCCGGAAGUGGUGUUUGUUGCCAACCUGACCAGGGCUGAUGCUCCUGCACUGACAGCUUCCUUCCAGUGUAACCUCUCUCUGUCAGCGUCCGGGCUGGAGCAGAUGAUGGAAGCUUCUGUGAGAGAUCUGAAAGUGCUCGCUUGCCCUUUCCUCAGAGAGAAGAGAGGGAAAACCAUUACCACAGUCUUACAGCCAUGCUCUUUAUUUAUGGAAAGAUGUACCUGGGCCUCAGGAAAGCAGAAUAUAAAUAUUAUGGUUAAAGAAUUUAUAAUUAAGAUUUCACCCAUCAUUCUGAAUACAGUGAUGACAAUCAUUGCUGCCAUGUCUCCAAAGACAAAAGAGGAUGAAUUGAAAGACACAUCUAAGGAAAUGGAAAAUCUUUGGGGUAUCAAAUCUGUGGAUGAUUAUGACUCUUGGUUUCUUGGUGUUGACAUGGCAACAGAAGCAACCGAAAAUUUCAGAGAGAUGGAUCAUCUGCUGAUAGAGGAAAAUUGUGCUGUUGCUGUGCAGUCAGUGCAAGUCACUCUAGAAUGUGGCCUCGGCCAUCGAACUGUACCUUUAUUAUUAGCAGAGUCCAAGUUUUCUGGAAAUAUCAAAAAUUGGACUUCCCUUUUGGCUGCUACUGCUGACAUGACACUACAGGUUCACUAUUACAAUGAAAUCCAUGCUGUCUGGGAGCCACUGAUUGAGAGAGUGGAGGGGAAGAAACAAUGGAAUUUAAAGCUUGAUGUAAAAAAGAACCCAAUCCAAGAUAAAAGUUUGAUACCAGGAGAUGAUUUUAUUCCCGAGCCCAAAAUGGCAGUUUAUAUUUCUUCACCUCAUACAAUGAAUAUAACAAUAUCCAAAACUUGUCUUAAUGUUUUCAGCAAUUUAGCAAAAGGUUUUUCAGAGGGUACUGCUUCUACUUUUGACUACUCUUUAAAAGACAGGGCUCCUUUUAUGGUCCAAAAUGCUGUAGGUGUUCCCAUUAAGGUGCAGCCUAAUCAUGACCUCAGAGUAAUGGGCUCCCCGGAGAAAAGCAGUGUGUAUCACGUGGGUGCUGGUCAGAAUUUGGAAUUGGAAUAUGCCAGUGUGGAGCCUUCCUCUCAAGGGAAGCUGUCUAUAUUGAACUGCCAGGAAAGCUCCUCCUUCACUCUAACCUUCGUACCACAUGGAUAUACAGAAGUUCCCAAUGUCCCUGUUGCUAGACCUGGACGGCAGUUGUACAAUGUACGGAAUCCCAAUGCUGAUCAUUCUGCCUCAGUCCUGGUACAGAUCGAUGCUACUGAAGGGAAUAAAGUCAUCACCCUCCGCUCUCCUCUGCAGAUCAAAAACCACUUCUCCGUUGCAUUUAUUAUCUAUAAAUUUGUUAAGAAUGUUAAGCUGUUGGAGCGCAUUGGAAUUGUCAGCCCUGAAGAGGAGUUCCAUGUCCCUUUAGAUUCAUACAGAUGUCAGUUGUUUAUUCAGCCAGCUGGAUUCUUGGAGAAUCAGUACAAAGAAUCUACCACCUACAUCCCCUGGAAGGAGGAGCUGCACAGGAGCAGGGAUGUGAGGGGCAGGCUGCAGUGUCCAUCAGUGCAGCUCAGCUUCCUGCCCCUCAUCGUGAACACUGUCGCUGUGCCAGACGAAUUAAGCCACAUCAGUGCGCAAGGGGAAGACUGGGACCCGGCGUACAUUAUUCACCUCUAUCCUUCUCUCACUUUGCAGAAUCUUCUCCCGUAUUCUCUAAGAUACUUACUUGAGGGAACAGCGGAUGCACAUGAGCUAGCGGAAGGCAGUGCAGCUGACGUCCUGCAUUCCCGAAUCAAUGGAGAAGUCAUGGAAUUAGUCCUGGUCAAAUACCUGGGCAAAGACUGGAGUGGACAUUUCCGCAUAUGUGAUACGCUUCCUGAAUUCUUUCUUGUGUGUUUUUCUUCUAACUCCAAAGAAGUAAUGACAGUUGACCUGUCGGUACAUGUCCGCCGAAUUGGCAGCCGAAUGGUGCUGUCUGUCUUUAGUCCCUAUUGGUUAAUCAACAAGACUUCCCGGGUUCUCCAGUAUCGUUCCGAAGAUGUUCAUGUAAAGCAUCCAGCUGAUUUUAGGGACAUUAUUUUAUUCUCUUUCAAGAAGAAGAACAUUUUUAGUAAAAAUAAGGUACAGUUAAAAAUUUCAACUAGUGCCUGGUCCAGUAGUUUCUCAUUGGAUACUGUGGGAAGUUAUGGGUGUGUGAAAUGUCCUGCCAACAAUAUGGAAUAUCUGGUUGGGGUUAGCAUCAACAUGAGCAGUUUUAAUCUCUCACGGAUAGUCACUCUGACUCCCUUCUGCACCAUUGCAAACAAGUCCUCGUUGGAACUGGAAGUUGGUGAGAUUGCAUCUGAUGGCUCAGUGCCAACUAAUAAAUGGAGCUAUAUUGGUUCUUCAGAGUGCCUUCCAUUUUGGCCUGAAAAUCUGUCAGGCAAACUUUGUGUGAGAGUAGUGGGUUGUGAAGGAUCUUCCAAACCGUUCUUUUAUAACCGACAAGAUAAUGGCACUUUAUUGAGCUUAGAAGAACUGAGUGGCGGUAUCUUGGUGGAUGUAAACACUGCAGAACACUCAACUGUCAUAACCUUUUCUGAUUACCACGAGGGGUCUGCACCUGCCCUCCUGAUAAACUACACACCAUGGGACAUCCUCACUUACAAACAGAGUGGAUCAGGGGAGGAAGUAGUCUUAUUGCCAAGACAAGCUCGACUUUUUGCCUGGGCAGAUCCUACUGGCAUCAGAAAACUUAGCUGGACAUAUGCAGCAAAUCAUGGAGAACAUGCUCUGUUGAAGGAUGAAUGUGGCCAGUUUCCAUAUGAUGCAAACAUCCAGAUACACUGGGUAUCAUUCCUAGAUGGCCGCCAGAGAGUUCUGCUUUUCACGGAUGAUGUGGCCUUGGUUUCCAAAGCAUUGCAGGCAGAAGAAAUGGAGCAGGCUGACCAUGAAAUAAUCUUAUCUCUCCACAGCCUUGGGCUCUCACUGGUUAACAAUGAAAACAAGCAGGAAGUUUCAUACAUCGGAAUAACCAGUUCUGGUGUUGUUUGGGAAAUGAAACCAAAACAGAAAUGGAAGCCUUUUAGUCAAAAGCAGAUACUCCUACUGGAACAGUCCUAUCAGAAAUAUCAGGGCUCCCGAGACCGUGGCUGGAUAAAGCUAGAGAAUAAUUUUGAGGUCAAUUUUGAUAAAGUUCCCAUGGAAAUGCGUCUUCCUAUUCGGUGCCCUAUUAAACGAGAUUUUCUAUCAGGAAUUCAGGUUGAAUUUAAGCAGUCUCCUCAUCAGAGGAGUUUAAGGGCCAGGUUGUACUGGCUACAGGUUGAUAAUCAGUUACCAGGCACAAUGUUUCCUGUUGUAUUUCAUCCUGUGGCUCCUCCAAAGUCCAUUGCUUUGGAUUCAGAGCCAAAACCUUUCAUUGAUGUGAGUGUCAUCACAAGAUUUAAUGAGUACAGUAAAGUCCUACAGUUCAAGUAUUUCAUGGUCCUGAUUCAGGAAAUGGCCUUAAAAGUUGAUCAGGGGUUUCUUGGAGCUGUUGUUGCACUGUUUACCCCAAUAACUGACCCUGAUGCUGAAAGCAAACGGACAAAGUUAAUCCAACAAGAUAUUGAUGGUCUAAACACAGAAUUAAUGGAGACUUCAAUGACUGAUAUGUCAAUUCUCAGUUUCUUUGAACAUUUUCAUAUUUCUCCUAUUAAGUUGCAUUUGAGUCUGUCUUUGAGUUCUGGAGAUGAAGAAUCAGAGAAACAGGAAAUGAUUGCAAUUCAUUCUGUCAACCUGCUACUGAAAAGCAUAGGUGCCACUCUGACCGAUGUGGAUGAUCUUAUAUUCAAACUUGCUUAUUAUGAAAUACAAUACCAAUUUUACAAGAGAGAUCAGCUCGUAUGGAGUGUUGUUAGGCACUACAGUGAACAGUUCUUGAAACAGAUGUAUGUCCUUGUGUUGGGCUUAGAUGUUCUUGGAAACCCGUUUGGAUUAAUUAGAGGUCUGUCUGAAGGAGUUGAAGCAUUUUUCUAUGAACCCUUCCAGGGUGCUGUUCAAGGUCCUGAAGAAUUUGCUGAGGGAUUAGUGAUUGGAGUAAGAAGUCUCUUUGGACAUACAGUAGGUGGUGCGGCAGGAGUUGUAUCUCGAAUCACUGGUUCUGUUGGGAAAGGUUUGGCAGCAAUUACAAUGGACAAAGAAUAUCAGCAAAAGAGACGAGAAGAGAUGGGCCGACAGCCUAAAGAUUUUGGAGAUAGCCUGGCCAGAGGAGGAAAGGGCUUCCUGCUAGGAGUUGUUGAUGGAAUGACUGGAAUAAUAAAAAAACCUGUGGAAGGUGCCAAAAAGGAGGGAGCUGCUGGAUUUUUUAAAGGAAUUGGGAAAGGGCUGGUGGGUGCUGUGGCCCGCCCAACUGGAGGGAUCGUUGACAUGGCCAGCAGUGCCUUCCAGGGCAUUCAGAGGGCAGCAGAAUCAGCUGAGGAAGUGUCCAGCCUCCGCCCCCCUCGCCUGAUCCAGGAGGAUGGCAUCAUCCGUCCAUACGACAGACAGGAGUCGGAGGGCUGUGACUUGUUUGAGAAUCAUAUAAAAAAAUUGGAAGGAGAGACUUACCAGUACCACUGUGCUGUUCUUGGAAGCAAGAGUACAGUCUUUAUGGUUACAAAUAGGCGAGUACUCUGCCUAAAGGAAGUUGAGAUAAUGGGCCAUAUGUUUCUAGACUGGCAGUGUCCAUUUGAAGAUUUUGUACUUCCUCCUAGUGUGACAGAGAAUCUGCUCCAGAUUUCAGUUAAGGAGCAAGGUCUGUUCCAGAAAAAAGAUGGUGCCAGUCCAGGCUGUCUUCGGAAAAUUUACCUGAAAGAUACCGCCACAGCACAGAGAGCCUUUUGUGCCAUUGAGAAUGCACAGUCAAGGAGACACCAGCAAAAACUGAUGAAGCAGUCGUCAGUGAAACGUCUCAGGUCCCAAGUACCGUUGUCAUAGUCACCAGUCCCAGAGGGCUGGUAGUGAUGAAAAAAACACCCUUCUGUAUCCUGCUAAAGAGAAGUUUUCAGGCAGUUGUUUAGGUUUAUUAUUUUAGAGUAGCUAAUAUUGGAUUCCUUCUCCAAGCUUUUAGUUUUGAUAGUUAAUUUUGCAAUCAUGUGUAUAUUAGUCCACCUGUAGACUGCCACUUGAAUGGGUCAGACUCGAAGAAAUAUCGCUUCAGACUUGGACUGAAAUUUUCAUUAACACAUGAAGCAAAGGGCAGCAGGUUUAUUUUUAAAGUCUGCUAAAGAAUGAGUUUAGAAUGACUAGUGUGCUCUGAAAGGUUUUAGCCAAAGACGUAUGCUGGACACUUUGACAUUUUGUUUAAAAGUAAUUUGUUCAGUAAUUGAACUGAGAGAACAUUUUUGGUAAACCAGAUAAUUGACUGAAGAAAAGCCACUAAAAGGAGAACUGACAUGUUCGUUCUGUUCUGUUCUUUUCUUUUCUUUCUUCCUUUCUUCCUUCCUUCCUUCCUUCUUUCCUUCCUCCCCCCCCUCUCUGUCUCUCUCUUUCUUUCUUUCUUUCUGUCUUUCUUUGUUUCAUGAAAACAUGAUUUUCUCCUAAUAGCACAAAUUUUGCUUUGGUGCUUAGUUUUCUUCCUUGCACUAGAAAAAAGAAACGUGGGCAAUCACACCUUAAAACAGCUAUACUCAAUUGUCUGUAAUGUAACAUAAAAUUUUAAAAGUUAUUUACAUGCUCUUUUAAGAUGAGCUCAUAUGACAUGGUUGUAAUUUGCUGAUAAAUGAAGACACUGCACUUUAAGUUUUUUGGGACUCAGAAAUAUGUAACAUGCAAUAUUUUUGUAUUUUUAGAAGUUAAAAGACUUUCAAGGACAUCAUCAAUUAACAUUUGAUUCUAGUGCAUACUUAUAAAUGUAUUUUAAAUACUAGGGAAAAUGAAAAAUCACCAGUUGUUUUAUAUAUAAGUAAAGCACAAGUAGGUGUAUAUAACAGUACUGGAGAAGAAAUGUUACAUGUAUCCCUUCCUUUUCCUUGAGCAGGUGUUAGGGCAUCAAUUCAAGACAAUAUAUUUUUAUCCUUUCUGCAUCUUUCUUCAAAGACACAUGACUUUCAAAACUUUUUUAAAAAUACUUGCAAGUAUUUAAUUUGGGAGGACUUUAAGAUUUACUCAUGGUGUUGAACAUAGAAUUUAUUUCAAAUCAUUGAAUCAGUGGUGAAAUGAAGAUGUGCAAAAACUUGAUUUGGUCUCUUUGUUGAUGUGUGGUAUUGGGUCUGUUAUCAUUCAUUGUUCAUGUUUUUUAAGACCUGGCCAUAAAACUAAGAAUGUUCCCCGUGUUGCAGAAGAGAGUGCAGUGAUUACAGCCCUAGAGGUCUGGUUUGUCAUAGUCCUUGCCUUUUCAUCAUUUGUCUUUAAUUUCUGUGAAUAAAAGUAAUAUACAUGUAUAUAAAACUUCUAUCUUUAAAAACCAAGUUUCUGUAUUAGUGGUUAAUGGCAAUUUAUUAAAACAAGACAGUUUUGUACCAGGUAUUCUACUAUUUUGUGUUUUUAAAAAUGACUUAAUCAGGAAUUUGAAAUAAUCUGAUUAUAUUUUCAUAUGGAUCACAACUAUUGACAGUGUCCUAAAUAUUUAGGAAAUUAUAUUGCACUGAUAGUGUAUUCUAUAAGUGGAUGUACAGAAUAUUGAACUAAGAAAAAUUAUAGAAAUCUAUAAACUCAUUAUCUUAGUUGGCUUAGAAAUGAACUAUCUAAUAUUUGCAACAUUUUUGAUGUAAUCCUCUGGAGGAGAAGGAAUCUGUCAGUAAAGUGUAGUAAGGUCUGUCGUAUUUAAAAAAAUACUUUCAAAGUCAAUUACUUGGAUAUAAAUUCUGAGACAAAUAAAACAUUUGAAAUAUUGUUUAUAAGUGUGCAAACUUGUGAGUUUGUGUUAAAUACUCAAGUAAAAAUUUGCUUUUAAUUUUUGUCUUUCUCUUUUCCUCUUCCAAUUUUGCAGUAGUGAGAAGUUAGAUUAAUAAUUGCCUAACUUUAAAAGAUCCUAUUCAGGGAAAGCUUUUUUCCAGAGCCCUUUAACAUCGAGGGUCUGUGGCACAGACCCCAGUGUAGGGGCUGCAAAGAAGGAGCCUGUGCUACACUGUGAAGUCCAUCGCCGCAUUUGCAUUGAGCUGGUGCCUUCCGUGAGUCCUCAGCACCCAUAGGCCUGUUCUGGAUGCUCCCUGUUCACUUUGGCUUGCAGACUCCCCAGUGGCUGGGCAGAACCUUUACACUGCAUGGGAGUAUAGGAUACCUCUCUCCAGUCUCCUUUCUCUUUUCCCUUGCUCCCUCCACUCAUUCUCUCUUUUCUUCUGUCUUUCCCCCUGGGGCUCAGACUACAAGUCUGCAAGCUCCCCCAGUAGGGGAUUAUCCAGUGGGAAGAAGAGGCCCACAGCCUCACUCUGUGGAGUCUAGUAGAGCAGGAGAAUCCACAUCAAGAGAACAGAAAAUCAGAAGAGUAAACGUAAGCUUUGUAAGAAAAGUCUCAUGUAGCAUAAACUUCGUAUGUAUGUUUCGUUUGUUAGUAUUGGCAGCCACGACCGUGCAGCUCUAUACACAGUAAGAUGAACCGCUCCAGAAAGUGACAGGAAUGAUAAUGUAAGUGUCUUCUAAGUGAGGGGGACAGUAUUUUGAGGUGGUUUAAAGCCAUUGUAUCUUUUACUGUAAUAAAAUGUUGAAAAAUUUAGGCAGUACAGUAACUUUUUGAUCAUACCUCACCAAUCUGUAUACCCAUGGAAUUCUCCAUUAUUAAAUUUGCUUCUGAAAAAUCAUAGGAUAUGAGAGAAACCACGAGAAACAAUUUUCCUCCCUUUUCAGAGCAUGCUGGUAUUUCGUUUUAUACUUAUAGCAAGUUGUUUUGAUAAUGUGUUCAAAGUAAUCAGCACUGACAUAGGGGAGACGGAAAUGUUGCCACUUGAUUCUGCAUUGUAAGGAUUUGUGAUACUCAAGAAAAUAUGACAGAAGAAUGUAAUGAUUUCUGUCGCUUUUGUAUGUAAAGUAAACAUCAUCUGUUG
This is a messenger RNA of Heterocephalus glaber (naked mole-rat), 14373 nucleotides long. RefSeq names its product vacuolar protein sorting 13 homolog C (gene Vps13c). The record is from RefSeq and is a predicted model, not a curated record. Lineage: Eukaryota; Metazoa; Chordata; Mammalia; Rodentia; Bathyergidae. Gene Ontology annotation, biological process: protein retention in Golgi apparatus; mitochondrion organization; protein targeting to vacuole.